Messenger RNA from Penicillium malachiteum, 1635 nucleotides. RefSeq lists its product as uncharacterized. The transcript has 10 exons. The record is from RefSeq and is a predicted model, not a curated record. Lineage: Eukaryota; Fungi; Ascomycota; Eurotiomycetes; Eurotiales; Aspergillaceae. Bases 1 to 1635 code for a protein of 544 amino acids.
AUGGCUCACUGUUUGAGCUGUUUUCGUAAGAGAAGCGACGCAGGUGUUGACGCGGACGUUCCUCCCCAACCCCGCAGACCCAACGACAAAGUGGACAAGGUAAACGAGAGCAAAAUCGCGCCGCCGGCAAACAUUGUGCCUCUUGAGAUAAAUGGUACUCCAAGAACCAAAAACGAUGCGCAGAAUGAUCAGAUUGAUGAUUUCGACGGACAGAGGGAGAAAACACCAGAGCAAGCGCUAGGUUUAGGUACAGCAUCAACAACCCAAUCCCAGUCCCACAUUCAGUCUGCGUCUCAAACUGAUAGUCAGAGCCAUUUAGAUCGCCGAUUAAAAGCAGAAACUCGAGCAGGCUCACGUAAUCUUUGGGAAGUCGCAGAACAAAGACUAGACGAGCAAUACAAGAAAUGGCUAAAUUGCGAAGCCUCCCAACCAAUCGACAAAGUCAUAGAGAGGAUACAAAGCGAAGCCAAGGAGAAUUACAAGCGACUCGAGAAGCAAGAGCUUGGAGCUCGAGGGGAAAAAAGAGGAAGCUUCGAUGCACGCGCGAAAUUUAAGAAUCUCCUUGGCUUCACUUUACAGGCGCAAGACUUGAUCGGAGCGGUUGUCAGCUUUGAUGCAACCGGUAAUGCAUCAACUGCAUGGUCGAUAGUAUUGUUCGGAUUGACGCUACUUCCAAAAGAUAUCGAGCGACAUGACUUAGUCGUGAACGCAUCGGAAUACCUUGCUGGGGUGCUGUCUUAUCACGCCAUCAUUGACAACAAUUACCGUUUCGAAUAUUCACAAGCAAAUGAAGGUCUUGAGGAUGCUCUUGUAGAAGUUUACACUGCAACUCUCAAGUACGCCGCUGAAGUGGAAAAAGCGAAGAGGGAGAGUCAUGGGCGGCGCUUCUAUAACAAUAUCACUGCUUUAGUUGAAAACCCGCUGGAGGAUCUCAAAGCAAGUGUUGGUGGUAUGAGUGAUGUUGUUGAUAGGUGGAAGUCCUUGGUUCGAGAUGAAGACCAAACAAAAAAGACACAGGAGAUACUGAACGUUCUCAGAGAAGAAGUUAUCAGGGAUUUGAAGGAAAUCUCAUCGCGAGCUCGGAACGACGAAGAACUGCAGAUUCUUGAGUGGCUCUCGGCAGCUCAGUAUUCCAAACCCCAAAAUGACAAACAAAAAAAUCGAUCCUCCAACACUGGAAAAUGGAUACUGGAGUCAGAAGUAUACACCGAUUGGAAGGCGAGUCCAGGGGAAAUUCUAUGGCUUCGUGGUGCUGUUGGGUGUGGAAAAUCGUACCUUUGCUCUACAAUAAUCCAUGACAUUGAGCGAUACUGCGAUGGGGCUAUUUUUGAUGCUCUUGCAUACUGGUACUUUGAUUUCAGCGACGAGAAGACACAAUACGUUGAGAACAUGGAGCCCAGAAGGGAAAGAGAUUCACUGCUUCAGUUCAUGGAAGACUUGAUAAGAAAACCCCAGGAAAAGCUUCAUCUUCUCGCAACAAGCCGGCCAGAGCCUGAUAUUUCUGAGAAACUGCAGAAGUAUAUAGGUUUCGACCUCGAGGCUAGCCUGGAGGAAGAUGGUGAUUCCGAUGGGCUGAGCUUCAAAUCAAACGGCUUGAAGAUUGUCAUAAACGAGAUGAUAUUGAAAGGGCUCUAG